CCUCUAACAUCUCUUCUGCUCUCUUUCUCAACUGUCAGCAUCAGAGGCUCCUCAAGCAGUAAGUAACUAUAUUUUGCUGGAUAUGCUGCUAAUAAUUUAAAUAUGAGGUAGUUUAUGUGUCUCUAAUUGUUUAUUGUCUUGUCUUCCAUUGUAGUUUAUGUUUAUAUGUUUACACUUUCUUCUAAUUUCUACAGCUAUGUCUGGGGCCGCACUGUAUGUGUCUUUGCUGUGCUUUCUUUCUAUCUGCUCAGCCUGUUACAUCUCUAACUGCCCAAUAGGUGGCAAAAGAUCCCUGAUAGAUGCACCAGCUCACAAGUGUAUGGCGUGUGGUCCCAGGGACAGGGGCCGCUGCUUUGGUCCCAAUAUUUGCUGUCUAGCAGGUUUAGGCUGCUCUGUGGGCUCUCCUGAAGCAGCAAGCUGCAUGGAGGAGAACUACAUUCCCAGUCCAUGUGAGAAUGGAGGGAGUGCAUGUGGAUCUGAGGGGGGACGCUGUGCUGCUCCAGGUGUCUGCUGUAACUCAGAGAGCUGCAGCACUGAUCUGUCAUGUCUAGCUGAUGAUGAAUCUGAUCCAGAGAGCAGUUAUGGCCCUGGUGCAGAUCUCCUCAUGAAACUGCUGCAUCUGUCCACACAGCAUUUGUCCAACAGAAUUCACCAGUGAGCCUCUGUGAAACCAGCACUGUAUUUGCUUGAUUUUUAUAUUACUGGAGCUCUUCACUGGCUCUUAUACACUAUAAUGCACUCCAAUUUGAAAUGGCUUUAGGUCGAAUAUAAUUAUGGUAUCAUUUACAGAUUAACAUAUAGUGGCUAUGGUGGUUACUGACUUAUUACAGUUAUGUUGAUAAUAAAUGUAGUGAAAAUAUGUUCUGUGUCACUUGUGCAACUAUGUUUAUUGGAGGCUGAUGUCAUUUGGAUUUGAUGUCUAUAAAAAUAAGCAUGUUGUAAAAGUACACAAUCAAUUGAUGAGGCCAAUAUGUUCACGUGUUAUCUUCCUUAACACUGUUAUCUGGGUUAAUGAAUUUGGUACAGGCAGCUCACUUUAAAUGGUAUUACUAUAUUAUAUAUGUGAUUUUUUAUUUUAUUUUUUUUUUACAUAUGCUUAGGUGGGAUGUUUUAGAUGCAUUUAAUGUACAUCUCAUGAUCACUUUUCAAUCUGCACAUUCAUGUGUGCACUAAUUUAUAUAAGAAAAAAGACUUCUGUGAUUUGUUUCUGAUAAGACAAAGUAAUGGUGAAAUAACUGAUAACCUUUGACUGAGAGGAGAAGCUUUAAGUUCAGAGUCCACCGGUGUCACCAAUUAAAGAAUACAGAUUUAAGAUCUGAAUCUAGUUACAAGUUACUACAGGCUGACCCCUAAAAUAUGCUUUAAAGUGAUUAACAGAAUAAUAAUAAUAAUUUUAUAAAAAUAAUUUUAAGGGUAAAUAUAGAACUGUGGUGUAAUUAAAAGUAAAAAAAAAAUACUUUGUAUGAAGAUUGAGGAAACCAUUUUGUAUGGGUUACCAUAUACUUACAAAAAAUCCUGAAGAUAGGUAAAAUAGAAAAAGUAUUAAUUUAUGUGUGAUUAGAUUAGUUUAACAGUGAAAAGUUUUGGGAAAAUAGUAGGAUUUAUUAAUUGUGGUGUCCAUGUUGGUGAAAUAGUAGUAUUUCUUAAGCUUUCCUGAAGAGGUGAAAAUGGGUAAAAUGAGUGCCUCUUUCAUCGAACAAAAUGGAGAAAGCUGUAAAGUGACAGUUACUAUGGGGAGCAAAGUUAUGAUUAAGUUCUUCAUUAGGAUAAGAGUGGGAAGUGGAGACACUGAUUGGAGAAAAAAGGAGAUAAUAUAGUCAAAAGCACUUACCGUAAUGCUGAACCAUAAUAGUAUUUAAACUCAAUUGUUUUUGCCAUUAAAAUGGUGUCAAAUUGGUGGAUAAGUUGGUAUAAUGCACUACAAUUAAACCAAUUGUAUUUAAAUGCUUUGAUCAUCAUGAGCUGAGAGAUAUGCUGAGCAAAGUUUUAAGUGAAUACUGGGCCAAAGGUCAACAUUGCAUCUACGGAAGGCCUUGGCCAAUCUGACCAGAGAGCCACAUUUACUCUACAAACACUAAU
Molecule: messenger RNA, 2079 nt
Organism: Ictalurus furcatus (blue catfish)
Lineage: Eukaryota; Metazoa; Chordata; Actinopteri; Siluriformes; Ictaluridae
Product: isotocin-neurophysin IT 2-like
Exons: 3
Coding region: 158-658 (166 amino acids)
Cellular component (GO): secretory granule; extracellular region
Molecular function (GO): neurohypophyseal hormone activity
Source: RefSeq, a predicted model, not a curated record